UAAUAACCCAUAAUAAUAAAUCUUCAAAAUUACCAAGACUGCUCAAUGUUACAGCUGCUCAGUCUGGCGGUCUCGUUCAUAAUUACCAUCAAGUUUAUAAAGGUCAGGGUCUUGAAUAUGGGUUUCCUUUGCUCUGUGCUCUGUUCCACUCACUGCUCGCCUAACUUGUUAACGUCCUCGUCGCUGGCUCCGGCGGUAUAACGUAUUUACCACAUUGAUUUUAGUCUCGUGAUCUCGGCGCGUGUCGCGCUGUUUGUUGGUAUUCACGCCAGCUUCAUAAGCUCGCCCCGCAGGAAUCUUACUCCUUGUCUUUUCUUUUCUUUGCUUCAUUUGCCCCCCGCCGGGCACAACACAACAAUCUCUAUCACGUCCACUCCCUUCAGAAAUGUCCUUAGACCGCCGUCACCCAGCGUCUCUCCUCCCAAGGUCUCUUCAUAAUCCAUACCUUGUAGAACUUAUGCGUAGGUCUGUCACAAUGGAGAUGAUCUCCUACAUUGCCCAUCAGGCGUCGCGAGCCAUCAUGAUCAACGAGCAACUCCCUGCUCCCAGUGCCCUCCCAACACCCCCUACGACGCCAAUCAAGGCCCCCUUCUCUGAGACACAGGACGUCGCUCCUCCCGCCCAAGUGGCGCUGAAACUGCCAAGUCUUGUGCACUUCAUCACGCGCUUAGUGAAUAGGUCGAACGUUCAGGUGCCUACGCUACUCACCACCCUCAUUUACUUGCACCGCGUGCGUGUCAAGGUGCCUGCCAUGACCAAGGGCCGGCCAUGCACUCGGCACCGUGUCUUCCUGGCGACGCUGAUCGUAGCGGCCAAGUACCUCAACGACUCAUCUCCCAAAAACACACAUUGGGCGGCAUACGCUGAACACUUUGACCUCCCAGAGGUGAACCUCAUGGAGGAACAGCUUCUCUAUAUACUGGGCUACGACCUCCGCUUCGACGAGCAGGAAGUGUGCAUCCACUUUGCACCUUUUAUGCCCACGCGCAUCGUCUGCCCCCUAACUCCCCAGCAGGAAACCCGUGCAGCGGCGGUCGAGCGAGUUUCAAAAGCAGGCAAAGCCCGCGCCCAGGCGCAGCUACCAACUCCACCUAGCGAAGUUCCACCUCCACCGCCCAUUGGGUCCUCUAUUGUGUCCACAGUUCGCGGGAUUGCAAGGCGUCUCUCGAGCAGCCGUCUUGGAGGUACCCAGGGCCGUGCUUCUUGCAUUGCAUCACCCAUAUCGAGUGUACAUAGCUGCGACAGCUCGAGUGCAACUGACUCCGAGAUGGAAUCAUUAAUUGAGGACUCUGGGUCUUCGUCUGAUUCAGCUAGCAGCGUCUCCGACGAUGAGCAAGAGGCGGACGAGAAACCAAGCGUCGUAAGGAAACCGUUUGUCUUAGGUGGUAUCCCGCCCCAGGCGCACAGAGAAGGGCGAAAGGUAUCCGAAGCAGGUUCAGUCCGAUCUAUAGCGACCGUCCGAGGAGGCGACUCUCCAUCUCCUCCAAACCCGCCCGCGCCUUUGGACAUGUGCACGAUCAGAGUCGUCAACCGUGCUGCGGCUCCCGGAAAGCGAGCGAGCUCCUACGUAUACGGCAUGUCGAACGUCAAUCGGAAUCAAUCCGACGCUGAUUCCGCUGGCGGAUCCGGUAUUCCUGCUUCUAGUAUGAAAGCAAGCGUCAGCAUGUCUUCCAACGGGUUCCUUAGCCGCAUAUGGAGCGCGGCGAUCAAGGGUCAGGAGAAAGAGAAGCCGACUUAUGACCUCUCUGGUAAGGGGUCUGUGGGUCCUCCUGUGGUGAGCGUUGUCGAGCCUGCAGAACGCCAUCCCCCUGGCCACGGGGCUAGCGCGUUCCAUAGACUGGUACACUCGAGGUCUGCGAUCUUCCGAGCGACGGCCAAUCAGAAUCUACUUGACGUUUGA
Molecule: messenger RNA, 1900 nt
Organism: Suillus plorans
Lineage: Eukaryota; Fungi; Basidiomycota; Agaricomycetes; Boletales; Suillaceae
Exons: 2
Coding region: 386-1900 (504 amino acids)
Biological process (GO): regulation of cyclin-dependent protein serine/threonine kinase activity
Cellular component (GO): cyclin-dependent protein kinase holoenzyme complex; nucleus
Molecular function (GO): protein kinase binding; cyclin-dependent protein serine/threonine kinase regulator activity
Source: RefSeq, a predicted model, not a curated record